This is a messenger RNA of Panonychus citri (citrus red mite), 1236 nucleotides long. RefSeq lists its product as uncharacterized. NCBI's taxonomy places the organism in Eukaryota, Metazoa, Arthropoda, Arachnida, Trombidiformes, Tetranychidae. The transcript has a single exon. Bases 1 to 1236 code for a protein of 411 amino acids. The record is from RefSeq and is a predicted model, not a curated record.
AUGGAAUAUCUUCACGAAGCAUCUCUUCCAGCGAGUAAAUCAGAGUUGCAAGUAUUUUCAAUACCACCGACUCAAACGGCGAUUGAAAGCAGUUAUGAAGUUGAGUAUCGUCCUAGUGCAAGUCUUGAGUCAAACAACUUUUAUGAAAUCAAUGUUCCAGCAAGUGAAGAUUUUACAGACUUGGCAUCUACCAUGUUACAUAUUCAUCUUUCUGUUACUACUAAAAAGGGUGAAACUCUUACAACAGCCAAUAAAGUUAAAGCGGUUAAGGAUUUUGGCAAUGCAUUGUUUGAACAAAUUGAUUUAUCUAUUGGUUCGGUUAAUACUGUUCAAGCAAAUAAUACCUACCAUUAUCAAGCUUAUUUGGAAGACUUGUUCUUUAGGCACCCUAAUCAGGUUGAUUCAGGUUUUGAGGUGUCUGAGGAAUCCCUACGAGCUCCUUUUGAUCUUUAUUUUAGGUUACAUUCGCCACUGUGUGAACAGGACAAACUUUUAAUUAACGGGGUACCUCUAACAUUUAGAUUCACAAAAAGUCCGGAAGGAUUUCCUCUAAUCCGAGCUGAUGAUGAUACAUCAGAAUAUAAAAUUAAAUUUGAAAGAUUUGCUCUUCAUAUUAAAAGAGUAAAGUUAUUCCCGGAAGCUCAAAAAAGCAUCAUUUCCGGAUUGGAAAAAGGUCCAGCUAAAUAUUUCAUUACAAGAAAUGACGUCAAGUCUUUUUCUAUUCCAUCCGGGCAAUCAUCAGCUUCCUUUGAAAAUGUAUAUAAUGGCAUUUUACCAAGACGUGUAUUGAUUGGACUUGUUAAAGAUGUGGCCCAGGAUCAAAAUAUAAGUGUUGACCCAUUCGAAUUCAAGCAUUUCAAUACAAACUUUGUCGCCUUUACAGUUGAUGGGACAAUGAUCCCAUCAAUUCCAUAUACACCUAACUACAAGUCUAAAUAUUACAUGAGAGAAUUUAUCAACCUUUACCGGUUUUUCAAUCAAGAUGAGGGAGUUCCCCAAUUAAAUAUUAAAUAUACUGAAUAUCCGGAUAAAAACGCUUUGUAUGCAUUUGAUCUUUCUCCCGAUGGAUCAAUUGGCGCUGAAAACGGUACCUUGUCCCUUAUAAAAAGAGGCAAUAUAAGACUUGAUUUAAAGUUUUCUGAGAAACUGGAAUCAUCAGUUAAAGUGAUUGUUUUUGGUCAGUUUGAUAAUCUCAUUACAAUUGACAAAGAAAGAAACAUUGCCUUGGACUAUUAG